Frieseomelitta varia is the source of this 1601-nucleotide messenger RNA. Its product is annotated as BMP-binding endothelial regulator protein-like. Bases 1260 to 1586 code for a protein of 108 amino acids. The record is from RefSeq and is a predicted model, not a curated record. The transcript has 4 exons. Lineage: Eukaryota; Metazoa; Arthropoda; Insecta; Hymenoptera; Apidae.
AUGGCCAGUCGCGACCGCGGCUACCGCCGCGCCGGCUGCCUCUGGCUACGUCGAACAACAACGGCUGGCCGAGAGAUCGGUAGUAGUCGUUGUCCCGUGUCGACGGAAAUCGGUUUCGCCGCGUCUCGUCCGACAAUCGUACGAAAACUGUAAAAAAAGUCCGAGUCGGCUAGUGUGUUUGCGCUAAUAAGAGUUUGCGAGUUUGAGAGAAGGAAGAUAGGAGAGAGAGAGAGAGAGAGAGAGAGAGAAGUUGGAACGUUCUCCUUCUCUUUGUCGAAACCUCGCGCGUAGUUUCUCCUCCGACGUUCUCUUCACCGGUUCUCCGAGCGUAUACCCACUCUCUAUCAGAGGCAACUACCUCCUCCUCCUCCUCUUCCUCCUCCUCCUCCUCCUCUUUCUCCUUUUCCUUCUUCUGAUUCUCAAGCUCUUGUUCCUCCAGCUUCCCGCGUUGCUACUCUACCGCCACAGCCACCGUCAUCGUCACUACCACCACCACCACCACCAUCACCACCACCACCAUCACCAUCACCUCCGCCACUGUCCCAACGACCAUCUCCGACGUAGCCACCACUCUACCGGCCAUUUCCAGUCGCCUUUCCCCGCAGUACACCGCUCGUUGGCUGGCUAGUCCAACACGCAGCUACGGCCAGCAGCUCGUUCACACACUCCAACGAUCGACACGGUGGUGGAUCGAACUUCGCCGAACGGAACUUUAGUGCAGCUGCGGCGAGCAGCUGACGCGGAAUCGUCGGUAGUUGGUCGGCCGAGAGAGGUUGCGAGCGGAUUUCCAUUCGUCCGACCGAGAGUGCUCUUUUCUCUCCGUUUCGUUUAUUUCCGCGCUCCGUGAUUUUCCUGCAGAGUUGUGCUUGCGACACAGAGUGUGUUCUUGUUUUUAUUAUUGUUUGUUUGUUUGUUGUUUGUUUGUUGUUUGUCGUCGUCGUUGAGCUGCUGUAUAUCGUCGUCGCGUCUGUGACAGAGAUUCGACGAGAGGAGUAGAGUGGAGAAGAGGCAGAAGCAAACGAGAAGAGGGAGAACGUCAAGUUUGAAACAAGUCUCGAGCUUUCCCGCUCGUCAAAUGAACCAAGUCUCGAUUUAUCGCGGCCAACGGACAGUAGCCUCGUCGACGCGUCGGCGCCGAGUGUCACGGCUGCGUGACGAUACCCGGAUCGAGUGGUCGUGCUCGUGAUCGUGGUCGUGCUCGUCGUUGGUGAUUUCGUAAAGACCGUCGUGAGCGGGGGACCGGACCUCGAACGCCGAACAUGAGGAGAACGAGAAGACGGUUGUUGAUCCUAGUUCUGAGCCUGGCGUUCGUUUCGUCGAUCGGUCGUUGCGCCGCCUCCGAGAGCAUAAUAGGCAGCCGAGAAACCUGCGACAUCGAGGGAGAAGAUUUCACCGUGGACAAGAUCCCCAACACCAGAUGCUUCAACUGCUUGUGCAAGAAUGGUUUCGUCGAGUGCAGGAAGCAGCAGUGCCCCAGCAUCGAGGGUUGCUACACGUUGCUGGAGCCGCGGGAGGACGAGUGUUGCCACAGGUGUAAAGGUAAGCGAGAGAAACGACCUGAGUUCGGGUCUGAUACCUACAACUAACGGUCUAAUUUCGCG